AACGACCCGUUAGUGCCUUAGGUAGUAGGUGGGUACCUACCAGGUUGAUGUCCAGACCUUCUCUUUAAACUCACCGUGACCAGUACCUUAGGUACUUAGGUAGUAAGGUAGUAAAUUAUUUCUUCUUCUUCGUUUCCAGUUACCUCUUUACCAAUACCUAUGUUAUCACAAAAUGCCUCCUCCAGGGCUAGUCAGUUCAUAUCAGCAAUACAAAGAAGAUACCGAUAGUAUUGCUGCUUGGCUUGCUUCAACAGCAAAAUCAUGCGGGUAUCCAUCUGACCUGUUGAUCAAUGGCCCUACCAUCAAGGCCACAUCAGCCCGACUGAAAGGCAAGGCGAGGGCAGAAGCCAAAAAGAAGCCAUCCACUACUAAGCCAUCUCCCGCCCACAAAUAUAUAAUCAAGAUCAAGGAUUUUGUACCCUUGGCUGAGUUCGUCGCAUCUAAACGUGAUGUAUCUAUUUCGAACUCUUUCAUGGCAACUUUACGCCGAGUCAUCAUAGCUCGUGGUGGCUUUGGUGAGAAGCUUGCCGAACAAGGAUCGGUUCCAGAUGAGCUAUCAGAUGCCAAGCAUGGAUACUUCGUGGGAAUUCUUGAGAAAGUCUUCGAAGUCUUAAAGCCACGAGUGAAAACUAAGGAGACAGCCCCUUCCCCUGUUCCCUCUAGCGACGAGCCCGGCGUGAGUGACUUCGUCAACCAAUUCGCCUCUCUACAAGUCUAUGAGCCUUCGGAUGACUUCCUCAACGCCCCAGACUUGGAGAGACCGAAACCGCUAGAAGGUGACAAGAUAGCAUACGAAGCGGAGCCGGCCGACUCUUUAGAGGAUUUAUUCGUUGCUUUGACGAUGUUGAUCAACGAUGUCAACAAGAUCCGAUCGCGCAUUGAAUGGAUCUGGACUAACUAUAGAGAUGGAUUCUUUGACCUCGCUGCUGCUGCUGUUGCCACCAACACCGCAAUCGACUUGGCAAGGCACCUCACUGACGAUGUUGAGCCAUUAUUCAAGGACCACGGUGGAUUAUGGAAAGUCCUAAACAAGUGGUACCUAGUCCAGAUGCUGAUGAAGGGAUACGAUGUUUCCGAUAUUUUCAACGAGGAUAGCGCGGACAAUUUUAACUACGAUACAUACGACAUUGCGGAUGGCACCUACAUAUUAACGUGUAGACUCGUAAGUGCCUUCAUCCCCGUCAUACAACCCGAUAACAUUCCGUUAUAUAAGGACGGCAUGUUUGGCUACUACGACCCUCAAAGCGAUCGAGCCUCCAAGACCGGGUACCAGAAAUUCGAGGAGGAUCGCAUUCUGCUUAUGACAAUUUUUGGAGAGCAUAUGGCGGUGGUCCGUGGCGUUGCAAAUUAUCCGGUUGAGGAUGAAUUCUUGCGUGGGAUCCAGGAACUGACCAACACAAGGGAAAUCUCGUUCUGUCUUGUCUUCGCUGCUCAAAUAUUUCUCGACAUUCACUAUAUCCUCCGCGAACACGCCGGGAAGUGCUUAGAAACGCUCCAGAAGAACCUCAAAUUCUUUGAUCGGGAAAUCGAAGAAUACUUCAAAUUUCAUAAAAACUUGAAGAUCGAGAACUGGCCCGCUAGUAAUGAUCACAUGCUACGAGAAUAUCAACGCAAGAUAAAAUGGGUGCUGGACGACCCCGGAUAUAAGGUAAAGGCCAAAGCAUAUGAGAAACUAAGUGGACAUGCUCCAUUGUCUAUGGAAAAGAACCUCUUGUUAAAGACGUCGCCGAUUCUCAGUGGUCUAAUGCUUUACCACUUCCGCUCCGAGAUAUGGGAUAUCGGUAUCGCGCUUGCAAAUGCAUGGGGUUCAAUCACCUAUUCAUUACAUCUGUACAAUGCGCUACGGAGCGCAAACCUCCUAACGAGAACUUGGAAAGACAUGGAUCUCGUGAGGACCCUGUUAGGGGACUCAUCCUUCUUCGUGGGGGAUGCACCGAAAACUCUGAGUCAAUCUAUGAAAAAGUUUUGCCUCCAAAUGGGCACAACCAUGGCUGUGUUCACUAACAAGCGUCGUGGAAAGGUGUCCCUGGAGUCUCGAGCAGGACCUCGAGGAAUCAAAGAUGGCGCCCCUGUCUCCUCAAUGUUUAUGGAUCGUUAUCUUCGAGGAAAAGGGCAAGUCGAUUGGAGUCCAGAGCACGUUGCCAAAAUCGUCGACCUUGGCUUGUGGGAGACAGAAGGCUCGGAAGAAGAGGGCACCCUUAUGUUAGGGCAGAUCGACGACCCCGAGAAGAUAAAGCAGAAAGCCAAGGCAAAACACGGAAAGGGCUCAGAGAAGACAAACCUAUCACCAGAUCAGCUAAUUAGGGCACUCAUGUUUUCGCUACAAGGAGAAACGCUCGAGUUAUCGCUGCCGUACAUCUCGAUGCAUCGUGAAUGUUGGUCAUUCCUGAGAGCGGUUCAGAAGCACUGCGACCCCCUGCUCCGACAAAUCUAUACCGCGGCAUACAUCGAGCGAGAGGCACAGCUUUGCUGGGUCGUGGGCUGGAUAUUUUUCGAGCAUCUAAAAGUCGGCACCGCAACACUUCUAGUAGAAGCUCAGGGAACCGUCGAUGAAUUUAUACGCACAGAAGGCACGACAGUUUUGGGCUUGUUAGAUAAACUGGGCAUGCCAAUUGAGUUUAAAACACAAGGGGGAGCACAGACAGCUUGACAGCUACGAGUUUGAUAUCUAGGUGUGUGCUAUUUGAGAACAAAAGAGCUAGACAAACGUCUUAACCCUAUAAACGUCAAAUAUGUACCUAGAUAUGUAGGUAUAUGUGCAGUAAAACCAGAAGAUCUUCGAAGGAUAAUGGUAAGAUAGAGGAUCACGACCGCUGUUGCUUUAUUGGAGGAAGAAGUCUUAGGUCGGUUCAUUGGUGCAUCUCAAAAUAGGCACUCUACGCAUAUUGAUGAUUAUUCCCGGUCCACAAGUAGAGGCUAUUUCGAAGUUUAUUCGCUACCUUUUGUUUCUUUCUAAGGUUCCUUCUUUGAUCUCCGGGGAUAUCCUCUGCUACCCACAUUAACAGUUUCCCGCGGGGUUGAUAGGUAGCCAUUCCGCGGGGAAGUGAUCUCCAACUCAUCCAGUGGCACGAU
Molecule: messenger RNA, 3072 nt
Organism: Annulohypoxylon maeteangense
Lineage: Eukaryota; Fungi; Ascomycota; Sordariomycetes; Xylariales; Hypoxylaceae
Exons: 2
Coding region: 173-2650 (825 amino acids)
Source: RefSeq, a predicted model, not a curated record